CAUCUGGAGGGUUAAGGCAAGUUCAGGCGAGGCUGAGCACCCCGCUCGCUCGUCACUCCCGAGAAAAGAUUACAUUGAAAUCUAUUGGCACCAGGUUGAGUUCAGUGGGAGUCUGACAGCUGCUGGGAAGAGUUGAAGUCUGAACGUUUGAUGCCAAGAGAAUCGGAGUCUAUUUUUGAACUCCACUUCCACAUCCUGAAGGAAUGGUUAUCAAAGGCAAAGAGAGGCGAUGAACAAUACCCCAGGCAGCCAAUGCAGAGAACAGGACCCUACUUUAUUUAUAUCAUUCAAAUGACUGGGAUUUCUUACAAAAUGGCUUGAAAGGAGACGGUCUGUUUGUAGAAGAUGAAUGAUGGCAUGGAUUUAGGCAGCGACCCCUGCAGCAGCCGCUCCAGCUCGGAGUCCAGCUCCAGCAAAGCCACCCCUUGCUCGGAAUGCAAAUCCUCCCCGUCGCCCACCAGCCUGGACUUGGCUGCCUUGGAGGACUCGGAGGAAGAGGAGGAGGAGGAGGAAGAGGAGGAGGAGAGGGGUUUCCAGCUGUACGAGAGGAAGGUGAUUGAUGUGUGGGAGGCUGAAGGGGACUAUGCCCGCUGCUAUGCCCAGCUCCCCCCUGCCAGGAGGAGUUUAGCGCAGGAGCUGGAGGAGGUGAGGAGCCCUGGCCUCGCCGCCCCCACCAUGCCGCCCCCGGCCCCCAACGGCAACCCCCCUGCCCAUCACCGCCGCCGCCACCCCCUGGAUCCUCGGCACAAUGCCAACGUGGUGCCCUCCGGGCGCAGGACUGGACACAGAGGGGGCAGGGACUCCGGCAAAGCCCCCCACCGCCAGAAAGCCCCGCCGGGGAGCGGCGUGGGCAGGCUGGGCAACGGGGGGCCGCCGCUGGCUGCCUUUCACCCUUGGGAGCACUCCACGGGAGGGACGGCUUUGAAAGAGCAGGAGGCUCAGGUGCCCACCAUGGACUGGGAGGCGUUGGAGAAACACCUGGCAGGGCUGCAGUUCCAGGAGCAGGAGAUCCGGAACCAGAGCCAGAGAAGCAACUACACCUCAGCUCAAAAAAAUGAGAGGGAGUCUAUCAGGCAAAAGCUGGCGCUUGGAAGUUUCUUUGACGAUGGCCCAGGAAUUUAUACCAGCUGUAGUAAAAGUGGCAAGCCAAGCCUUUCUUCUCGGUUACAAAGUGGGAUGAAUUUGCAGAUUUGUUUUGUAAAUGACAGUGGCAGCGAUAAAGACAGUGAUGCCGACGACAGCAAGACUGAAACAAGCCUGGAUACUCCUUUGUCCCCCAUGAGCAAGCAGAGCUCUUCCUAUUCUGACAGAGACACUACUGAAGAGGAGUCGGAGUCCCUAGAUGACAUGGAUUUUCUUACAAGACAAAAGAAACUUCAAGCUGAAGCCAAAAUGGCCUUGGCGAUGGCAAAACCAAUGGCCAAAAUGCAAGUUGAGGUGGAAAAGCAAAACAGGAAAAAAUCUCCAGUAGCUGAUCUUCUGCCACAUAUGCCUCAUAUAAGUGAAUGCUUGAUGAAAAGAAGCUUAAAACCCACAGACCUGAGAGAUAUGACGAUUGGGCAGCUGCAAGUGAUAGUCAAUGAUCUACAUUCACAGAUAGAAAGCUUGAAUGAAGAACUUGUGCAACUGCUGCUUAUUCGAGAUGAAUUGCACACGGAACAGGAUGCCAUGCUGGUAGACAUUGAAGACUUGACCAGUGCGGCCCCCUAUCAAUACCAUGGUAAUUUAGCACCAUUGCUGCAGACAAGACAUGCUGAGAGCCAGCAGAAGCACAUGGCAGAGAAAAUGCCGGCAAAAUAAAACAAGAAGCCAUCAAACUAGAGAAAGAGCUAGAACUUUUUUUUGCUUCUGUGGUUGUACAAACGCUGACGCUCCAUGGGCAGUGCGCAAGAAAUCAAUGUUAGUCAUUGAUUCCGGGCACAAUCUGCUACACACCAGGAACCCCGCACGAGCCCCCCUCAAAAUUAUCGGUGGAUGCGCAGUGACCAGUGCUUGGUGAAUCGCUCCCAAUGUCUGAAGCUUUAUGUCCGGUGGUUGGCCUACAUGCUUUUUAAUUUAUUUGCUUUUUUUUUUUACUCGUGCCACUAAAUAUUGGACAGUUCAAUAAUCUUAUUGUAGAACAAAAUGUACAGUACUUAUAAACAUUGCAAACCAUGGCAGAAGAAGAGAGGGUAGUUUAACUUUUAAUUUUUGUUUAUUUUAGAGAUUUUUAAGUUAAACGGUAUUUUACCAUUGACUACUACUUAUUGUUUCACCGUAGUUUUAAAACAAACGAAAUCGUAAUUUGACGGUGCUAUACAAGUUGAAGAAAAACAUACAUGCCUGCCUCGUAGUGAAGUUGUAGCUUUCAGUAAUAUGUAUAUUUUAAUCAGUUUUCAACAUUUUGUGAAUGUUGACUACCUGGCAUUCAUUUUUAGAUGUGCUAUUAACAUGCGGUUGGGUUGAAAAGAGUUACCUUGAAAGUUUUAUGUAUAAAUAUGUAAAAUAAAAAUUAAAAAUUUCUUUCA
Euleptes europaea (tarantolino) is the source of this 2507-nucleotide messenger RNA. RefSeq names its product schwannomin interacting protein 1 (gene SCHIP1). The coding region runs from base 346 to 1800 and encodes 484 amino acids. The transcript is spliced from 9 exons. Gene Ontology annotation, cellular component: cell junction; plasma membrane. NCBI's taxonomy places the organism in Eukaryota, Metazoa, Chordata, Lepidosauria, Squamata, Sphaerodactylidae. Gene Ontology annotation, biological process: positive regulation of hippo signaling. The record is from RefSeq and is a predicted model, not a curated record.